Messenger RNA from Prunus persica (peach), 4256 nucleotides. RefSeq names its product TMV resistance protein N. Lineage: Eukaryota; Viridiplantae; Streptophyta; Magnoliopsida; Rosales; Rosaceae. Gene Ontology annotation, biological process: defense response; signal transduction. Bases 779 to 3943 code for a protein of 1054 amino acids. The record is from RefSeq and is a predicted model, not a curated record. Gene Ontology annotation, molecular function: protein binding; ADP binding. The transcript is spliced from 6 exons.
GUAAUAAGUUUUUUAUUUUUCUUUGCGAAUGAUAGUUUAACUUAUUUCUGCUUUAGUGUUAUCAAACCAGAGGCAGAAGCAAAUGAUAUGUCUCUUCCCCCGGCGAUCAGCUGUCCAUUUCCUCCCCCUUUCGUUCUCCUUUAUUCUUAUCAAUUGGGGAAUUAAGUUUGGUCUGAAGGAUCAAGAAGAGAGGCCGGGUCGUUUUCCCUAUUCAUAAGAGAGGCUGGGUGGUGGCAAGGAUCAAGCAGGCCAUCAUCGUAUUUCGUUUUGGAGUGAACUACAGAUCUAGUCCUUUAACCUUGGGCAAUCGGAUCUGCGAGUGAUUAUGGAGCCGUUGGUUGUCCUUGUUUUUUUGUUUUGGGUCGGAGGCGAUGGAGUCCGAUAUCUUUUUGUCUUUUUGCUAGGAAUUCCUUUUUUCCUCUCAUCUUGCCGGAGAGAGAUGAUUCAUUUGCUUGAUUUAUGAUUAAAUUUUCUUUCUUUCUCAAGAAACAAAAACCUUUUUUUUUUUUAAUGCGGAGAGACAAAAAACUUGGGCCCCCCCAACAAGUAACAUUUACUUGUUAAUAUAAAUAGUAUUAUUAUACGUGAAUAAGUUAGGGCAACUAUGUUUAGUUUUAACAUGUAAUAUUUGAAUAUUUAUGUAAUUUUUAUACUAGUAUUGGACUCCUGGACUUGCCAUUCUAGCUCUGUCCCUGAAAGAAGCGGUUUGACUUCAAUCGGAUUACUAAUUAGACGAAAAACUUGUUCAGCAUACAAGUCUGCACUGCAGGAACAAUUAAUGGAUACCAGUACAGCCGUUGAAGCCUCCUCUCCAACCUUCUCAUCCUCUUCAACCUGCUCCUUAGACGAUGAGAUGUACGAUGUGUUCUUGAGCUUUAGAGGUGAAGACACACGCAAGACCUUCACCGACCACCUCUACUGGAGGUUAAAACAUGCUAGAGUCGACGUGUUUAUUGAUGAGAAUGAAAUAAGAGGAGGAGAAAUUUUACCAGACGAACUCAAGCAAAUAAUCGAACGGUCCAGGAUCUCUGUCAUCAUCUUCUCAAGGAGGUAUGCGGAUUCCAUAUGGUGUCUUGAGGAGCUGGAGAAGAUCAUGGAGUGUAGAAGAACACUGGGGCAAAUCGUUUUGCCAAUUUUCUAUGAUGUUGAUGCUGAAGAUGUCAGGAAACAAACUGGUAGUUUUGCAGAAGCAUUUCAGACACAUGAAGUGCGCUUCCAUGGAUUUAAAGAUGAGGAAGAAAAUAUACAGUCGUGGAGAAAGUCUCUAACUGAAGCUGCAGGUCUGGACGGCCUUGUUUUUAGCAAGAGUGAUGGGUAUGAAGGAGUGUUUAUCAGGAAAAUUAUUGACGAGAUCAACAGAAAAUUAACAACGGUUGCAGUUGGAGUAGAUUCUCGCUUGCAAGAUAUUAGUACUCAUUUAGAUGUUGGAGGAUCAAAUGAUGUUCGCAUAAUUGGAAUUUGGGGUAUGGGCGGAAUGGGUAAAACAACGGUUGCAGAAGCUAUUUUCAACAAAUAUCAUCCCAGUUUUGAUGCUAAAAGUUUCAUUCAAAACAUGAGGGAAAGGAAACUGGUUGAUCUUCAAGAACAACUUCUCUUUGAUAUCUUGAAACCGACAAAGGCAGAGGGAAGUAGUAUGGAUGACAGGAGGUAUGAGAUAAAGAAAAGACUUCCAACAAGAAAGGUACUUGUUAUAUUUGAUGAUAUCUGUCAUGUAGACCAACUAAAGGCAUUAGCUAUUAAACGUGACUCCUUUGGUCGAGGAAGUAGAAUUGUUAUAACAACAAGAAACAAACAUUUGCUAGAGAUAAUUGAAGUGGAUAAGAUAUGUAGCCUUAAAGCAAUGAAUGAAGUAGAAGCUCUUGAGCUACUUAGUUUGCAUGCCUUUAAACGUCGUUGUCCAAGUGAAGGAUAUCUUGAACUCUCAAGAGAAGUUGUUGUUUACUGUGGUGGUUUGCCACUAGCACUGAAAGUUUUAGGCUCUUCUCUAUACAAUAGAAGCACAACAGAAUGGAGAAAUGCAUUGGAUAAAUGGAAAAGUCUUCCUCCUAAGGAAAUUCACCAAAAGCUUAAAUUAAGCUAUGAUGAGCUACCUGAUAAUUACCUGAGAGAUGCAUUCCUUGAUAUAUCAUGUUUCUUCAUUGGAAUGGACAUGAACUAUGUCAUGCGAAUAUUGGUCCGUCGUGGCUUUUCUCCGGUAAUAGGACUGAGUGUCCUCCUUGAAGAGAGCCUCUUAACUGUUGGUGAAGAUAACAAGUUGAUGAUGCAUGAUUUGGUUCGAGACAUGGGCAGAGAAAUUGCACGUGCACAAUCCCCUAACAUCGCUGGAGAACGUAGUAGAUUGUGGCAUCAGGAAGAUGUAAAAGACGUAUUGAGGAACAAAUCUGGAACAGAGGAAAUUGAAGCACUCACUUUAGAUUUGCAAGAAUCUGAGGAUCCUAGCUUCAGUUCCGAAGCAUUUAGAAGGAUGUGGAGAUUGAGAUUGCUCAAACUCAAUUAUGUACAGCUGACUGGAAGCUACAAGCAUAUUUCCAAAGAGUUAAGAUGGUUAUGUUGGCAUGGAUUUCCUCUGGAGGUCAUACCAAAAGACUUUUAUCAAAAAAACCUAGUUGCUAUUGACAUGAGCCAUAGCAAGCUCAUACGAGUUUGGGAGGAUUCCCACGUGUUUCUUUCGGAGUUGAAGUGUCUUCAUCUCAGCCAUUCCGCUUGCCUGAAAGAAUUACCCGACUUUUCAAGACUCCCAAAUCUCGAGGAAUUGAUACUCAGAGGCUGUAAGCGUUUGUUAUGGGGUCACUAUUCCAUGAUGAGACGGUUGGACAAGCUUAAAUUGUUUGAUCUUGGGUACUGCAACUUAACUGAAGAUAAAGUUGUUAAUGAGCUUCGUUUUCUACGUUCUUUAAAAAUUUUACGUCUGGAUGGAAAUGGUUUCGAUAGGCUACCUGGGCUCGGUUCUCUUUCCGAACUUGAAGAGUUAACUUUAAAUGAUUGCAAAAACCUUACACGAAUCAGUGAUUUACCAAAGACUUUGAAAUUCCUGAAAGCGAAUUACUGCACUGUACUAAAAAGCAUUGAAUUUUUGGCAAAGAGGUCGAAUAUGAGAGAAUUGGAUCUGAAGGACUGCCGCAACCUCCAGUAUACUAAAGCCUUGGGUGACUUGUUACACUCCAUGGAAACGAUUCAUAUGGAAGGCUGCACCAAUCUCAGUGCUCGGUUUAAGGAGAGAAUCCUACAGGGAUGGGCCGCGAGCGGAGGGGGUGGCCUUUUCUUCUCUGGAAAUGAUAUUCCUUCGUGGUUCACAGCUGUGGUCAAUGAGGAUGAAAUUGUCUAUAUCGAUGUGCCGAAUUCUGGCAUAGCUGCCUUGACUGUGUGCAUCAUUUAUUCCUCAGACGACUCGGAGUCUAGUGGGAGAUUUUCUUUGACUGUUGCGAAUCGUACCCAGCGCACUGCAUUUUCCAUAUUUCCAAUGACCGUCUCUGGAGUGACUCCCCAUGAAGAUUAUCUCUGGCUUGGACGUAUACCAAACAAUGUUCUCAAUCUGAAAGGCGGGGACAAGGUUCAUGCUCGCGCAGAAUUCUUAAGAGAAGAGGGCAAGAAGCAUUUAAAGUUGAAGAAAACAGGACUCUGUCUAGAACAGAGUGUUUCUACACAUGCAGGUAAGGUACAUGAGAUGGAGUGGGAGUCUAAACCAUAUACAUAUCCUGAUACUGAUGAUGACGCGUGGCCAAGCAAACCCUCGCAUAACCUCAUAUGGAAAACGACACCGUUGUCGGUAAAGGAAAUUUACUUGCGACUGGAAGGCAACUUGAUGCCUGAAAAAGGAAAGCGAAGGAGUGAAGAGUCUGAAGAAGCGGCUGAUGAUGACGCGUGGCCAAGCAAACCCUCGCGUGACCUCUUACUAGAGAGUUAUCGGAAGAAUUACGUGAAGAAGCGUAUGAGGCCUGAAUAAGUGCGUGAAGAAGCGUCUGAAGAAGUGCGUGAAGAAGCGUCUAAAGAAGUGUGUGAAGAAGCGUAUGAAAAAGUAUGGAAGAAGUGGCUAUUGGCAGGACCCGCCCCGAAUUUUUCGAAACUAGAGACGAAUCAUGUGGAAUUCUCGCCAUCACCGACAUCACCCUAAUGUCGGGCCCACUUCUGAAACUAUAUCCUCUUUUCCCAAAAAGGAAUAAGGGUACGAGACUUUCUACCGAAAUUUUGGUAGAGUCUCCCUUGUAAAUAGAACAUUUCCCAGAAUUUCAACAUGCAUAAAACACAUUUAAUAUCCA